AUGAGUGUACUUGGGGCUCGGCUGAAACGACCAAGUAUACUGCAAUUCUACUCAACGCCUUUGGCUCAGUUUGAUAAUAGGCAUCCUACAAGAUACGAGCAUCAAUACUUGGCCUCGCGAAGAGUGCGAAGGCGUACUUGGCCAUUGGCUAUGCCGAGUGUGCCGUGCAGACUACAACAGCGGGGUUGCGUGAGGAGAGUUUGCUGGUGGCUGCAGGAACCGAGUGACGGCGUGCGCCCCAGAAGAAAAAAGAAUCAGGUCCCAACGCACACCACCAGCCUUGCCACUGCCGCAGCCCUUAGAACUACAGCCUCGGUUUUCCCGGCUCAGUCUAUCGGAAAGAAGAAGAAACUCGAGAUGAGGAGUCAGUUACGCAGUUCUAGACCAUGA
Messenger RNA from Alternaria burnsii, 390 nucleotides. RefSeq lists its product as uncharacterized. Lineage: Eukaryota; Fungi; Ascomycota; Dothideomycetes; Pleosporales; Pleosporaceae. The transcript has a single exon. The record is from RefSeq and is a predicted model, not a curated record. The coding region runs from base 1 to 390 and encodes 129 amino acids.